AUGAACCACAUCACCGUCCACAACAAAGAGGUGCUGUACGAGCUCAUGGAGAACCGAGGCCCAGCCACCCCCCUCAUCACCGUCUCUAAUCACCAGUCCAGCAUGGAUGACCCUCAUCUCUGGGGGGAGGGUGGGGAGGCAGGGUACAAGGGAGGCAGGGGUGACUGUGCCUGUUCCCACUCCAGGACCCCUGCAGCUGCAGACAUCUGCUUCACCAAGGAGCUACAUUCACACUUCUUCAGCUUGGGCAAGUGUGUGCCCGUGUGCCAAGGAGAUGGUGUCUACCAAGAGGGAAUGGAUUUCAUUUUGGAGAAGCUCAACCAUGGAGACUGGGUGCACAUCUUCCCAGAAGGGAAAGUGAACAUGAGUUCUGAGUUCCUGCGCUUCAAAUGGGGAAUUGGACGCCUGAUUGCAGAGUGUCAUCUCAACCCCAUCAUUCUGCCGCUGUGGCAUGUUGGAAUGAACCAUGUCCUGCCUUAUAGCCCACCCUACUUCCCCCGUUUUGGAGAGAAAAUCACCGUGCUGAUUGGGAAGCCCUUCAGUGCCCUGCCCACGCAUGAGCAGCUCCGGGCAGAGAACAAGGCAGCUGUGGAGAUGCGCAAAGUCCUGGCUGAAUUCACUCAGGAGGAAUCCCAGCGCCUGAAGACCCAGGCUGAGCAGCUCCACAGCCACCUGCAGCCUCGGAGAUAGGCACCACCCUGCCCAGACCCUGUCCUUGCUUCCUUUCAGGAGAGGGCAGCCAGCCCCUGAGGCCCGGGAAAGAGGCUGUCCUGGGACCCAAGCCCCAACUGCUGGGCUCUCAGCACCAUCCUUGGGUUCUUGCCUGGCACAGAGAUGGGGCUGGGGGAUGGACUCGUGCUUUGAGCUCAGCUCUGGUUUUGUAGACAGAUUUGUUCAUAACCCUUAACGGAUACCCUCCCCUAGAUGGUGAGCAUUCCAGCUCCUCUCGUUCUUCACGUGAAGGAAGGCUCUCAGCUACUCCUCCCACUUGGCCAUGAAAGGAGGAAGAAAUUUAGGCUGGAGCCUCCUUCCUGCUUGCUUCCAGGCUUUCCCUCCAGGGCUGGGGUCAGGAGGCAGAGUAGUUGAAGGAGGUGGGGUGGCCAGGACAGACCUUCAGGGAGGGGCCCAUGAAGGGGUGGGCCCAGGCCUCCGACCACCCACCCUGAUCAGGGAUGGCCACUAGCCACGUCUUCCUUCUGCCCAUGCUUCCCACAGGUGUGGGACUCUUGGGCAGGGCCCAGCCUCAGGCUGCAGGCAGAAGAGCAGCCAUUUGCCAGAAGUGGAGCCCAGUCAAACAGCCUGUAGCCAGGGCUCACUGACUUCUCUUGUCCUUCCCACCCCCUAGCAUCACUCAAGUACCAUGGAGCCUAGGUUUUCAUGUUUUGUAAACAAUAAAGUAUCUGUGUUGUACUGUUUUA
Molecule: messenger RNA, 1418 nt
Organism: Manis pentadactyla (Chinese pangolin)
Lineage: Eukaryota; Metazoa; Chordata; Mammalia; Pholidota; Manidae
Product: tafazzin-like
Exons: 8
Coding region: 1-690 (229 amino acids)
Biological process (GO): inner mitochondrial membrane organization; cardiolipin acyl-chain remodeling
Cellular component (GO): mitochondrial membrane
Molecular function (GO): 1-acylglycerophosphocholine O-acyltransferase activity
Source: RefSeq, a predicted model, not a curated record